AUGUGCUUACAAAAACAAGCCCGUUGACCGUUCACCGACAGUUUUCUCCUCAUUCGACAUCUAAACGCUGCGACGCCAUCUUCUUCUUCUUCUAGCAUUCAUCAGUAGAGGAGAGGAGAGAGGACCGAAGACACUCAGAGGGGAAGCCGAGAGAGAGUAGAGACAGUGAACGAUGAGCGGAGCUAAAGCCCGCAGCGACGCGCCUGUUGCUGAAAAUGUCUCCGGCGGCACUGCGGCUCCUCCGCGGGACCGCAAGCCCGGCGGAGGAGUCCUGAAGAGGCUGAAGUCCCGGAGGAGCCAGGUGGACAGCAGGCCCGUCACGGAGGAAGACCUGCGGAUACAGAGUGGACACAUCACGCCGGAGGAUGUGCUGGGACUGCGGGUGGCUACGCGAGGUUUGAGGUACCUCUGUAAACCCGAGGACAACAUUUAUAACAUCGACUUCGUACGCUUUAAGAUCAGAGACCUGGAGACCGGCACCGUCCUGUUUGAGAUUGCCAAACCCCCACACACAGAGGACGACGAAGAGAACAGAGAGGCAGACGCCAGCGCAGGACGAUUUGUACGCUACCAGUUCACCCCGGCCUUCCUGCGACUGAGGACUGUGGGAGCAACGGUGGAGUUCACAGUCGGAAACCGGCCUUUAAACAACUUCCGCAUGAUCGAGAGGCACUACUUUCGCGAUCACCUGCUGAAGAGCUUCGACUUUGACUUUGGCUUCUGUAUCCCAAACAGCCGUAACACCUGUGAGCACAUCUACGAGUUCCCUCAGCUGUCUGAGAGCCUCGUCCGUCAGAUGGUGGAGUGUCCUUACGAGACCCGGUCAGACAGCUUCUACUUCGUGGAGAACAGACUGGUCAUGCACAACAAGGCAGACUAUGCUUAUAACGGAGGACAGUGAUAUCUGUCUGCUAGCAUGCAAAAACACACACAUAAACAUCUGCAUGCACACACACGCACUCACAUAUACAUAUUAUAUACAUACAACAUACACGUAGUUCAUUCACUCAUACAUGCACAAGCAGCUACAGACACGGUCGAGUCGCCUCUUGUGUUUUGUAAAGAUGAAUCUCCAUCCACUGGGAUCAUUUUCAGGGGGGCGCGCUUGAUACUGCACGAGGUCGAUAUCAGCCUCUGCUCCGCCACACAAACAGGAAGCUCCUGUUAUAAAAAGGUUAAUUUAUCUGUUUUUAAUUAUGAACCAUUCUGCGAGGACUCAUCAUCGCUCUAGUGGCCGUGUGACGUCUCAAACGGACCAAAUGGUUAUUAGAUAGAUGGUUAGUCUCCUCUUUGCAAUUUUAAAAGUGUCCUACCACCCACUCAACACACACACACUCAAUCCCCAAGUGACACACAUAGUGUUUACGCAGUGUUUGUCAGAAGCAGCUGUUCUCAGAGCUGCCGCCUCCACAAUCCACUCCAGACAAUAUCGGGGGAGAACGAGCGCAAGCAUCCACAAAAACACUCCUGUCAAACACACAUGGUCACUCCUGCGAUCCCCUCCCCAUCGCCCUCUCCUCUCUCGCUUUCACACACACACACACACACACA
Messenger RNA from Sebastes umbrosus (honeycomb rockfish), 1551 nucleotides. RefSeq names its product protein unc-119 homolog B-like. The record is from RefSeq and is a predicted model, not a curated record. NCBI's taxonomy places the organism in Eukaryota, Metazoa, Chordata, Actinopteri, Perciformes, Sebastidae. Bases 173 to 901 code for a protein of 242 amino acids. The transcript has 5 exons. Gene Ontology annotation, cellular component: cilium. Gene Ontology annotation, molecular function: lipid binding. Gene Ontology annotation, biological process: nervous system development; lipoprotein transport; cilium assembly.